CAAUCUACAACACCAGCUCCAGUUGAGCCGAUGGACGACAACUUUAUCGUAUUUGUGGAUAGCAGGGCAGACACGCUCUACCAGAUGGACACAAAUGAUCCGAGUAGAUUUCGCACUGUCACUAAGACUGGCCCUAAUCCAGUGGCUAUUGCGUACGAUCCCAAUGGAAAGCGAAUCUACUUUGCAGAUGUCCGAGAAAAUACUAUUAAAAGCGUCAACGUUGACGGAACUGACCUGAAGGUUGUCAAGCAGCUUCUAGCAGAUUCUGAUCCCGAAGGCCUUGCGAUCGACCCCGACAAUGAACUUCUGUAUUACGCGGAUAAUGGACGGAACAUUAUUUCCGUAAUGAAAUUGAAUGGAUCUUUUGAGAAAACAGUGGUUUAUGGGAAUAUUACCCACCCAAGGGCAAUUCAGCUGGACCCAGUGAACAGGAAAAUCUACUGGUCUGACUGGGGCCUUGGGCAGAUUGAUGUCUCAAACAUGGAUGGUUCAGAACGCACGCAGAUUGCCAUUAACAAUACAGAAUGGCCUAAUGGCUUGGCCAUAGAUAUAAAAAACCAACUGAUUUACUUCUGUGAUGCAAAGACAAAUAACAUUGAGGAGAUUGACUUAAAAAACGACAAUGCUCGUAGGGUUGUCCUUGAGGUGCCAGAAGAUAGGUAUGAAGGUAUAAGGACACAUUUCUUUGGCAUCACUCUGGAUGAUACAUAUCUCUAUCUCAGUGACUGGGAGAAAAGACAAUUACACAGGAUUACUAGGGUGAAUGCAUCCAUGUAUCAUGACGGUUAUGGUGCUAAGAAAUUUAGGCGGAUCAAUGGUCUUCAGAUUUAUAAAUCUGCUCUGCGUGUGAAGGCGGAUUCAGUGUGUCAAAACCAGAAUGGAGGUUGUUCACAUCUGUGUAUACCUGUGCCCAAUGGCAGAACUUGUAUGUGCCCCAAUGGAUAUAAAAAACUGAAUGAUACUACAUGUUCUGAUGGUGUGCAACUCCAUGCCACUGGGACAGUUUGGAUUGAGCAAGACAAAGACGGCUCUGGGAUAAUACGUAUGAUCCAUGGCUAUCCUGGAGACUACCUUGAAAAUAGCACUCUCGUAGUGUGGCAGGUACCGCGGGACAACUGGCAUUGGCGAGCUAUGGAUUCAGAUUUUAAUAACAAGGCUGUAAUUAUGAGCGAUGAGGCGGACAAAAUGAUCAUGUCAGUAAAACUAAAUGGAUUGGGCCACAAAAUUAUUUAUGAAGGUACAUCUAGCGAAGUGCAGGGUAUUGCCGUAGACUGGUUACAUGGCAACAUUUACUGGACGGAUUCCACAUAUAACAAGAUCAUGAUCGCUAAGAAUGAAGAAAGAACAAAUAACUCAAGAGUCAUUGUAGAGACUGGGCUUGAGAAACCUAGGGGUAUCGUUGUCAAUCCUAAAUUGGGAUAUCUGUUCUGGGCAGAACAGGGUAAAAAGGAUCAGAUUGAGAGGUCCAACCUAGAUGGCACUGAAAGACAGGUGUUUGUACCCGAUCUCUAUCGACCUAAUGGUCUCGCUAUAGAUUCGGGAAGACUGUACUGGACAGACAAAUAUAAGAUUGAGUCCAUGUUCUUCGACAAGACUCACAGAAAGCAACAUUUUAAAGGGACAGCGUCUAUUUUCAACUUUGUUGACCUAACAGUUUACAAGGAAACAAUAUUUGCGUGUGAUGGGUAUGUACCAGAUUACUACCCUACCCUAUGGUUCAUGAAUACUACAAGUGACACACGUCAUAAACUAACACUCAGGAAUGAGCCAUACGCAAUUUCAAUGUAUCAGGAUGAAACAUUAGCUUCAACAGAGAUAAAUGUGUGUGCGAGUGCGAACUGUCAGCACUUGUGUACAAGAACUACAAACAAGCAAGCUAAAUGUCUUUGCAGAGAUGGUUACAAUCUGGAUCGAAAUCAACAGACAUGUACAAAGGAUGCUAACUAUGACAAAACAGGUGCCUACAUCUACAGUCUUGGCAACCGUAUAUGCCGCAUACCAAUCUCUAUCGCAGGACAAAAUAUAGGACCACCAAACCCAGAUAAUUACUGCUUUUUGCAGAAAAAAGCUGAAAACAAAAUGGAGUACAGAUGGAUUGACACAGACUUCUACUCCGAGAGGAUCUUUGUCUCGGAACAAAGGGAAUUUGAUACCAAAAUUAGCACAUUCCAAGCAUAUGAUUCUGAUAAGUCUCUUAGGACAAUAUUCAAUUACAGAGGAGUCAUCUCAGGGAUCUAUGUGGAUUAUAUAAGUAACAACCUGUACUGGACUGACAGUUUGAGAAAUCAAUUGCUGAUAUCCAGAACUGAUGGCUCUUAUCCAUAUAUACUACAAAAGAAUACGAAGAAUCCUAGUGCAAUCACAGUUGAUCAUAUACCAAGAACUGUGUAUUGGUGCGCUGGAGAUGCAAUCUGGGCUGCAGACACUGAUGGGAAGUCUGUGGGACGCAAGGUGGUCAGUGACAUAAGCUCACCUACUGGCCUGGUCAUAGACUAUGUUGAACGAAGGUUAUACUGGUCAGACAACGUCUGGAUGAUGGUAGGCGCAUUAGAUCUAGACACUGGAGAGUACUGGCAUCAGCAUGAUAGCACUCAAAUAGAAGAUGGUCUCAAUGACAUAACUUUGUUCCAGGAUUUCAUCGUUUUCACGGAUUACAGCAGAUCAAAAAAAAGAGCUGGAAUUCAGAUAGUCAACAAAGAGACAUAUAAGACAGAAAAGCUCAUCUUGCAUAAUAAUACAGAGAGAGCAUAUGGUAUUGUAACAAUGGAUAAAUCACGUCACCACAUGGCUAGGAGCCUCUGUGAUGACAACAAUGGCGGGUGUAAUGAACUUUGUUUGGGUAACAGAAGAGGGCGCUCAUGUCAAUGUACCCACGGGCAUAAGCUUGUCACUGAGCAGAAAUGUAUGCCAAACAUUGCCUAUUUCAAAAAUGAUGAGUUCUUACUGAUAGCAGAUGUCGGCAAACACUUAGUGUAUAGUCUAUCAAAUACUGACCCUGCAUCGUUUUAUCGUGUACUGUCGGCAGCAAAAACACCAAAUGGAAUGGACGUUAAGGAUGUAUUAUGGGAUAACUUACGCAACCGCUUAUAUUGGUUAGAAGGGAAUUUGAUAAAGUCAUCUUUUUGGAACGGAUCAAUGCCUCAAUCUAUUGGACAAGGAGAUAAUAUUACCGAAAUGGCCUUAGACAAUAGAGCCAGAUUACUCUACUACAGCUACUUUGAUGCAUCUACACAGCUGACAAAUAUCAAAGUGUACAAUCUGCAGAGCACUAAUGACAAAAUUAUAGUAAAGAACGCUACCAAUGCCAGGGGACUUGAAAUUGACUUUGCUGGAGGCUACCUAUAUUUUGUGACGCUGGGCCUUGGGAACUCAAUUAUAGAGCGUGUCAUGCUAGAUGGAACUGAUCGUAGAACAAUACAGGCGGGAAAUAUCAACUAUAUUACAGAUAUAUCCAUAGAUUAUAAUUCUGACCCUAAGCUACUAUACUGGACAGAUUCUCAAGCAGUUGAGAUCAAUCGAAUGAACCUGGAUGACCUAACUCAAGCCCCUGUUAAGGUCUGGAGCAAUUCUGCAUCAUCAUAUACACUAGACAAAAUUGCUGUCAAUGGUUCCAUAAUUUAUUUCAACAAUAAAAAAACGAAUCAACUCACUAAGUUAGAUAACAGUGAAUUCAGCUCGGGUUCUACAAUGGUUGGAAAAGAUUUCUUCUUUGGAAUAUCUGAUUUGGAAUACGUGGUCAAAUAUAAGCCCAGUGAUAACCACCCCUGUUUUAACGACAAUGGAGGUUGCAGUGACUUCUGCUUCCGUCAAGGUGUCAAUGGGGAAGGCACAUGUGGUUGUAGAACUGGGAAGGGAUUGAAAGCAGAUAAAAAAACUUGUGAUUCAAUUGGUCUAUGUACAGAGUUUAUCAAGAAUGGUGACUUUGAUAAAUCAUGCAGUCGUAAACCAACCACCUGGUGUAGCUUCACAUGUAAUCCUGGCUAUAGACCUGUUUCUGAUCGGAGGAGCAUUCACUGUGAUGUCACAGGGACCUGGAUUUUUAAUACAGACACCCUUUGCAUGAGUAAUACAUGUGGAACUCUUCAAAUACCUGAGAAUAGCAUCUCCAGAAAUUGUACCUCGAGCCUUUUAGUUCCUGGAGUGACAUGUGGCUUCCAUUGUAAGACAAAGUACGAGCCGACUAGUGGAAAUAAGGAACGCACAUGUCUAAGAGAAGGGCUAAAAUGGAGUGGAUCCCCACUAGUGUGCACAGCUAUCGACUACUGUAAAAAUAAUCCUUGUAAAAACAAAGGAGUUUGCCGUCAAACUGAUGAUGUCAGACUUGUGAAGUGUUACUGUAGGCCCCAUUUCACAGGCCAGUACUGCGAGACACCGAUACCUUGGACAACACCCACUAAAGCAACAACAUCAACAACAACAACAACAACAACAACAACUACAACAACAA
Messenger RNA from Owenia fusiformis, 4447 nucleotides. The record is from the annotation of a GenBank genome assembly. Lineage: Eukaryota; Metazoa; Annelida; Polychaeta; Sabellida; Oweniidae.